Messenger RNA from Vigna angularis (adzuki bean), 591 nucleotides. RefSeq lists its product as uncharacterized. The record is from RefSeq and is a predicted model, not a curated record. The coding region runs from base 1 to 591 and encodes 196 amino acids. Lineage: Eukaryota; Viridiplantae; Streptophyta; Magnoliopsida; Fabales; Fabaceae. The transcript has a single exon.
AUGGAGGUUGAGGAAGAUGAUGGUGAGAGGACAACAACAGAUGAAGUAUGGAAAGAGAGGAUAGAGGGACAACAACCUGAUGUUGAGGCUGAGAGUAGAGAAGCAGAUGAAGUUCAAGUUGAGGCUGAGAGGAUAGAGGUUGAGGAAGCUGAUGGUGAGAGGACAGCAGCAGAUGAAGUGCAGGAAGAUGAGGGUGAGAGGACAGAGGUUGAGGAAGGUGAUGCUGAGAGGACAGCAGCAAAUGAAGUGCAUGAAGAAAUGAUACAGGUUGAGGAAGCUGAUGUUGAGGCUGAGAGGAUAGAAGCACAAGAUGGUGAGGGUCAUAGCUUAGAUGGUCAGGCUUACAAAAUAGAAGUACAAGACUUGGAGGAUAUAGAAGUAGAAGUCUGUGAUUGGAGUACAUCACGUGAUGAUGAUGAUGGUGAUGGUGAGAUGCUUAGUGAGGAUGGGUUAGUAGACAUAAAUGUGCAGUGUGAUGUAAGUGACAGUUCUGGUAAUUUGGAGGUUGAGGUUGAAUUUGUUUUAUUUGGGUCUGAGUUAGAUAUGGAAGAAGAUGAUAUUAAUGAUUCCAUUUGGUUCAAUGAUGAAUGA